Dromiciops gliroides (monito del monte) is the source of this 4844-nucleotide messenger RNA. RefSeq names its product tyrosine-protein phosphatase non-receptor type substrate 1-like. The transcript is spliced from 9 exons. Gene Ontology annotation, cellular component: plasma membrane. Bases 554 to 2062 code for a protein of 502 amino acids. The record is from RefSeq and is a predicted model, not a curated record. NCBI's taxonomy places the organism in Eukaryota, Metazoa, Chordata, Mammalia, Microbiotheria, Microbiotheriidae.
GUCUCCCGUUACUCCUACCAGUUGCCUUUUAAACUACCUUAAAUCAAUCCCGGGCUGAGCCUUUCUCGGGCUGACAGUGGUAGGGGGUUGGGGGGUGUAGAGGUUUUCUGAACUGGUACAUUGUCGAAAACCGAGCCCCAUCUAGUUCCGAAUGCUAGGCAACGGCGGAGUGGGGGUGCUGGGAGACGUUAUCGGAGGAAUCGAGAGAGGAAAGGCAACAGCCAGAGAGGAAGGGGAGGAGGAAGAGGAGGACCCUGCUGGGGGAAGCAGGACUGAACAAGAGGGAAAAGGAAGCCUUUUGGAGCGAGGGAGCGGGCAGCUGCGCGCUUCCGGGAGGGCGCGGGGCUGGAGCAGCCCCAAUCCCGGGCUAUUGUAGGUGCGGCUGGGGGAAAACCGGCGCAGACUCGGGAGCGCUGGGGCUGAGCUGCUGUGGGGGUGGCGGGCGUACAGACUAUGUGAUUGCCUGUGGAAGGCGUCCGAUUUCCCCGAGUGUUUGGGAAAGGCUCCUGGGCAGCGCACGGGCACCACGGCCAAGAUUGACCAGCAGAGCCCCAUGGAGCCUGCCCGCGGCUCUCGCCGGCUCCGCUCCUGGUCCCUGCUCUUCCUGCUCCUGGCAGCGUCCCAUAGCUGGUCAGGAGCCUGGGGUCAGGAGGAGAUUCAGGUGCUGCAGCCUAAGGAGCCUGUGUCUGUGGUAGAGGGAGAGACGGUCACACUGAACUGCACGGUGCCUGGAACACCACCUGCAGGGCCAGUAAAAUGGUUCAAGGGGAAAGGGCCCCAAAGGCAGGAAAUUUACAAUUUCAAAGGAGACCUCUUUCCCCGGAUAAAGGCUGCUGACCUAUCUGCCAGCAACAAGGACUUCUCCAUCAGGAUCAGCAACAUCACUCCUGAGGACUCAGGCACCUAUUACUGUGUGAAGUUCAAAAAGGGGAAUCCUGACACAGAGGUUAAGUCUGGAAAUGGCACCAUGCUCUCUGUGACAGCCAAACCUUCUGUUCCUGUGGUGUCCAGCUCCCAGGAGAGAGUAAACGUUAAUCAGAAGGGGGAUUUCACUUGUAACUCAACUGGCUUCUCGCCCCGAAACAUCACCCUAAAAUGGUUUAAAAAUGAGAAAGAGAUCUCUUCCCUCUCGACCGAGAUUAUCCCUAAGGGUGAUAGUGUUUCCUACAACAUCACCAGUGCUGCCCAGGUAACGCUCGAAGCUGGCGAUGUCGGCUCCAAGGUCAUCUGUAAGGUGACUCACCAAACAUUAGUGUCUCCUCUUCAAGGGAUAAAGAAUCUGUCGGACAUUAUCCGAGUUACACCUGAAGUGAGCAUUUCUUCUCAUACACUUCCCAUGAAUGGCACCAAUGUCACCUGUCAUGUGAAGAAGUUCUACCCCCAAAAUGUGAGUGUCACCUGGCUAAAGAACAACACUGAGAGUGAGAAAGUGAAUCAUUCUGAACCCAUAAAGAAUGAAGAUGGCACCUACAGCCUCAACAUCUCACUCAUGGUCAACAUGUCUGGGCAGAAAGAAGCUGUGAAUAUCACUUGUCAGGUGUUGCAUGAUUCCCAGGCUCCGAUUUAUGCCACUGAAAUAAUUGGAGUCCCAACCAGUUCUGGAGCUAUGGAAAAAAAAGAACCAGAGUCUGGAUCCCAAAACAUCUUUAUUGCAGUGGGUAUAGUGUGUAUUGUGCUGGCAGCUCUGCUGAUAGCCACCAUCUACCUCAUCCGAGCCAAACAGAAAAAAGCAAAAGGUUCGACUUCUUCUACAAGAUUACAUGAGCCGGAAAAAAACGCCAGAGACCUAAGCCAGAUUCAAGAUGCAAAUGACGUCAACAAUGACAUCACGUAUGCAGAUCUGAACCUGCCCAGAGGCAAAAAGAGCGCCCCACGAGCUGUGGAGACCAACAGCCAGACUGAGUACGCCAGCAUCCAGACUGGCCCAUCCCCUCAACGAGAGGACAACCUGACCUACGCAGACCUGGACAUGGUCCAUCUGAAUCGAUCAGCCAAGAAGCCCACAAGCAGACCCGAAGAAUCAUACUCAGAAUAUGCCAGCGUCCAAGUUCAAAGGAAGUGAAAGCCGCCUCUGGGUUGCUGGUUUCACGCGGGCGGCAGCAGCAGCGGCGGCAGGUCAGAAAGGCUCUAGCUGGAGCUCUACAAAAUUGGCGGUGUAGCCCCCGAGGAAGUGCAGUGGAAGUGCCCGCCAAUCUUUGCUUACCGCGAAAGCUGCGUCCUUUGGGACCCAUUGAUGAUGGGGGAGGAUGGCCCCACAUUGCUCUCCACUGUACACUAACUCAUGAGCUUGGUGUGCACUUCCACCGAGGGACCAAGGGCUUUGGGGCAGGCUACGUUUCGAACAUUUCUAAAUGCAGAGGGUGGCAUUCCAAAACUAGGGUUGAGUAAAGGAACAGAAAUCUGGGAUAUUGUUGCCCCUCCCCACUGUGGUGACAUCACAAUGGCCUGGGGGCACAGCCCCCCCCCCUCCCUGCCCCAGCCCAGCCUGCCCUGCUGGGAUGGGGGCAUGCUCUUUAGACAGAUCACCUUCAUGGCUUUUCAGUAACACAGUCACUGACUCCAGUCUCCCCACCCGGCUACGUUCUUCCAGGGCAAAACUCGAAGGAAAAGCCUGCCCUCUCUUCCCCCAGCCCACCUGCCACUGCACAUUGCUCUAGGAGAAGAUGCUCCGGAUGCUGGAGUUUUAUCUGCAGAGAGGCUGGAGAGACCACUUUGUGACCUGUUCAGUGAGAUUUGGCUAGGGCUUAUGGUCAGGUUUCUCAGCCCUGCUGCCUGUGUUCCAGCACAGACUUGGGGUGCCUGUCAGCAGAGGUGGACCUUCAGACUAAAUCAGAACACCUACUUACAUAACUCACUCUUGACUAAGGGUUGCGUGUGACUUGCCUCUCCCCUGGACAACCCUCCCCCAGACUCAGUUGUCCCAGUUGUAACUCCAUACAGACACACCUCUCAUUUCUAGACCUGAAUUUUGCUUCCAGCCCACACUAACACAGCAAUGCCUCGCUGCUGUUUACUCCUGUAAAUUAUUAAGAAAUGUGAAAUGUGCAAUCUUGAAACCAAGGUGUUAGAAAAUUUGAUCUGUGUUAUUUUUUUUCCUUUGAAGCAUUAUAUUGGCUCUUUGUCAUGUGUUGAAGUCCUGUGUUGCACAUGGUUGAAUCUUACAGGGUGUAGGAGGGUUUAUCCUUUGCUGUUUGGGAUGAGUUUUCUUGAAGCAGAAACAGAAUUCUAUACAGUUGCCAGAAGAUUACUGGACAGAUAGUCACAGUCCAGCUAUUCCUUGGGGGCACCUAGCUUUCUGAGUGUGAUUGAAUUGGUGAGGAUGACUUUAGUGGGAAGGAGCAAGCGCCCUACGGCCAAUACUUCUGCUGACCUUAGCCUUUGCCGAAGGCAGAGCUGCCGAGACAAUGUCUCUAGCAAUUUGGGGUGUGAGCUAGUGCAUAGCCUGCCAGAAAAUGCCCAAAGCAAGCUCCCACCCAGCUCCAACGCUAACUCACUACGUGGCACUUAGCCUGAUGCCUCAGUUUCUCCACCUGUAAAAUGGCAACGAGAAGACUCACUACCAGUCUCUAUAAAGCACUUUAUGAUUCGGGAGUCCAGGGGACCAUUUAGGUGAAUUAUUCUUCUUGCAGAAGCAGCUAAAAAGCCCGCACCAUAGCUCCUGUCUUCUCUGGGACAUCCCCUUCUGUUUCUGCUUUUUGUAACUGGUGAAGUGAAGCUGGACCAGACAGGAAGCGGAGAGUUACUGGAGGGCAUUGAAGCUAGUCUCAUCUCCUCCCUCGUCCUCCCAUCUCCAAAGCUGUGGCAUAGGCUAAUGGCUUCUCCUGCUUUUCCAGCAGUGACACCAAUUACCAUCCUGUCAUUCAGACUGUGAAACAGAUCUUCUAGAUGGAAGGCUGACGGGGUGAGGGCAUGGUGGAGCCAGGAAUCCAGGGAGGGCAGAUGUUGCAUGACCUGUUUUGACUGUGUUGACACAUUAACUGUUCGAUCUUUUCCAGCUAAAUGCAAAUAUCCCCACUCUCCCAGGGUUCAAUGACUCGAUCCAGAAUUCCUGGCUAGGUGAGUCAGAAACAAAAGACACUGGCCUAAAGAGAACCUUUGCUCCCCACCCCUCUCCCCAGGGGAGACCUUUCUCUAGAACAUUUUAUGUUCCUGGCACUAACAAGGCUGUUUGGGGGCUAAGGUUGCGAUUCCCAGCACAAGGCUUGUGCUGCCUAGCAUGUGAAGAAGUCAAGGAAGUAUCUGAUUAAACAUGCAGCGCGACCGUAAUUGUUGCCGCAAUCAGUGUCAUCUGUGGGGUUUGUUUUAGGUGGCUCGACAACCACCAGCCAGGAACAUCUGGUGAAAUCAUUCCCUUUUCUCAUGUAGGUCCUUCCGGAACCCAAAAAUGUUGGCUUGCAAACUGCCUCCCUCACCCCCACCCCCAACACUCAGCUUCCUUCACUGGAAACUCCAUAGUAUUGGAAAAGAACAUUCUUAGAUUCUCUUGUUCUCUCUGUGCCAUCCGUGUGUGUGUGUGUGUGUGUGUGUGUGUGUGUUGUGUGUGUGUGUGUGUGUGUGUGUCUUUUAUCGGGGAAAGGGGUGGUAUUGCAGGGAGAGAAGGAUGGAAAGAAGCCAAAGGAAAAUAGGGAGCUUGAGUGUUAGCUCAGCUGCUUUGAGAGGGAUCUGUGCAGAGACAGUGUGGUGGCACUCAGGUGAGGAAGAGAUCGAAACAUGAGAAGAAAGGUUGUGUCCAAGGUUUCUUUGAAGAACACUGGGAAGAAACCAGGCCCCGAUUUGUAUAUACUUGCUUCUUAAACUUUUUUGGCUUGCAAAAUAUUUUUGUAAUAAAGAUUUCCGGGAAAUAA